Molecule: messenger RNA, 5049 nt
Organism: Motacilla alba alba
Lineage: Eukaryota; Metazoa; Chordata; Aves; Passeriformes; Motacillidae
Gene: ZNF711
Product: zinc finger protein 711
Exons: 10
Coding region: 90-2513 (807 amino acids)
Biological process (GO): regulation of transcription by RNA polymerase II
Cellular component (GO): nucleus
Molecular function (GO): DNA-binding transcription factor activity, RNA polymerase II-specific; RNA polymerase II transcription regulatory region sequence-specific DNA binding; metal ion binding
Source: RefSeq, a predicted model, not a curated record
GGGCCCAGGCCCGGCCCGGCCCCGGCGCGUCCCGCGGGCCCGGCGCACCCCGGGCCUGCACAGUUGUUUGUGAAUGAAUUUGGCUGAAUAUGGAUCCAGGUGGCGGAAGUCUUGGAUUGCAAACACAGGAAUCCAAAAUGCCUCACACUAUGAUCAUGCAAGAUUUUGUGGCUGGGAUGGCUGGCACUGCUCACAUCGAUGGAGACCACAUUGUUGUGUCAGUCCCCGAAGCUGUCCUGGUUUCUGACGUGGUCACGGACGAUGGGAUAACCCUUGACCAUGGCUUGGCAGCCGAGGUGGUCCAGGGGCCCGACAUCAUCACGGAGACGGACGUUGUCACCGAGGGCGUCAUCGUUCCCGACUCCGUGUUGGAGGCUGACGUUGCCAUUGAGGAGGCUCUGGACACCAGCGACCACGUUCUGACUUCCGACCUGAUCACAGAAACCGUGCGAGUUCCCGACCAGGUGUUUGUGGCUGACCUUGUCACGGGCCCUGAGGGACACUUGGAGCACGUGGUGCAGGACUCGGUGGCCGGGGCCGACUCGCCCACCAUGGUCUCGGAAGAGGUGCUGGUGACCAACUCGGAUUCGGAGGCUGUCAUCCAGGCAGCCGGGACUGUCCCUGGCUCCACGGUCACCAUCAAAACCGAGGAUGACGACGACGGCAAGAGCACAUCUGAAGACUACCUGAUGAUAUCUUUGGAUGAUGUUGGAGAGAAAUUGGACCAUAUAGGAAGCACUCCCUUGAAGAUCAGUACCGAGGUGGCAAAUGAUGAUGUUGCUAAAGAUGAUGGCUUUGGUUCAGAAGUUAUUAAAGUCUACAUAUUUAAAGCUGAAGCUGAAGAUGAUGUUGAAAUAGGUGGGACAGAAAUUGUCACUGAGAGUGACUUUCACAAUGGCCAUUCUGUAGCUGGAGUCAUUGAACAAGGAGGUGUUGGGAGAAUGCAGCGAGAAAAAAUGGUUUACAUGGCUGUUAAGGACUCUUCUCAGGAAGAUGAAGAUAUUAGCUGUGCUGAAAUAGCAGAUGAAGUUUAUAUGGAAGUUAUUGUAGGGGAAGAAGAAGCCACAUCCCUUCCAGACACCCAGCUUGAGGACUCUGGUGUGAAUAAAACGUUUGUCCCCGUUGCUUGGGCUGCUGCUUACGGAGAUGAAAGAAGGCUUCCCCGAAGAUACGAAGAUGGUCAAGCGGCAGGAAAUAACUUGGAUACACGAUUAGAAAACAAAAACGGUAAUGCAACACAGUACCUGCAGAUUUGUGAUAGCAUUAGCACUAAUAGAGUGCUCAAACAAAAAACCAAGAAAAGGAGGAGAGGAGAGGCCAGGCAAUGGCAAACAGCUGUUAUAAUAGGUCCUGAUGGACAGCCCUUAACAGUUUACCCUUGUCAUAUUUGUGGGAAAAAAUUUAAAUCCAGAGGAUUCUUGAAAAGGCAUAUGAAGAACCAUCCCGAUCAUAUGAUCAAGAAGAAAUACCAGUGUACAGACUGUGACUUUACAACUAACAAAAAAGUAAGUUUCCACAAUCAUCUGGAAAGCCAUAAACUUAUAAAUAAAGUUGAUAAAACGCACGAGUUUACAGAGUACACGAGAAGAUACAGAGAGGCGAGCCCGUUGAGUUCCAAUAAACUCAUCCUGAGGGACAAGGAGCCCAAGCUCCACAAGUGCAAAUAUUGUGACUAUGAGACUGCAGAGCAGGGGCUGCUCAACAGGCACCUGCUGGCAGUCCAUAGCAAGAACUUCCCUCAUGUGUGCGUGGAGUGCGGGAAGGGCUUCCGCCACCCCUCGGAGCUGAAAAAGCACAUGAGGACCCACACGGGGGAAAAGCCAUACCAGUGUCAGCACUGCGUGUUCAGGUGUGCUGACCAGUCCAACCUGAAAACUCACAUCAAAACCAAACACGGCACCGACCUGCCCUUUAAAUGUGAGCACUGUCCCCAGGCCUUCGCCGACGAGAAGGAGCUGCAGCAGCACACCGAGCUCUUCCAAGGGCAUAAGACUCACCAGUGUCCCCACUGUGACCACAAGAGCACCAACUCCAGUGACCUGAAGCGACACAUCAUUUCAGUGCACACCAAGGAUUUUCCCCACAAGUGUGAGGUGUGCGAGAAAGGCUUCCACCGGCCCUCGGAGCUCAAAAAGCAUAGCGAGACCCACAAAGGGAAAAAGAUCCACCAGUGUAGGCACUGUGACUUCAAAACCUCCGACCCUUUUGUGCUCAGUGGGCACAUCCUCUCCGUUCACACCAAGGACCUGCCUUUUAAAUGCAAAAGGUGUAAAAGGGGCUUCAGGCAGCAGAACGAACUGAAGAAGCACAUGAAGACCCACAGUGGCAGGAAGGUGUACCAGUGCCAGUACUGUGAGUACAGCACCACGGACGCGUCGGGCUUUAAGCGCCACGUCAUCUCCAUCCACACCAAAGACUACCCCCACAGGUGUGAGUUCUGCAAAAAGGGCUUCCGCAGGCCCUCCGAGAAAAAUCAGCACAUAAUGAGGCACCACAAAGAGGCCAUCAUGUGAUAGGUGAGCUCCAGAGGGAAGCGAUGUAGAAACUGUGAUAUGCUAAUUGGGGAAAAAAAUAAAUCUCACGAACUGUUUCUCCUGGUUUCAAAGCUUGAUAUUAAACCAUAACUUUACAUUCUUUGUAUUAAAAGUCUUAAAAAGUAUUAGGGUUGGCAGGGGAACUCAUAGCCCUAUGAUUGUUGCUGAUCAGAACCUAAAGAGCACUAGAGAAUGCAGAGGAUGGAUGAAUGUCUUAAAUUUGCAGAAAGAUGGAUGAAUGUCUCCAAGUGAACAGUAUUUGCCAUUGCUGAGUCUAGAGGACAGGGCAGAGCUGAUUGUGUGACCCAUUCUGUCAGUCCCAACGUGUGUCUCCAGUAUGGAAACAGAUCCCUGGUGGGGUGAGCUACGGAGGGUUUGCAAAGGAGCCCCCUCUUCACUUCUUGUGCAGUUUGGUACGGGGAGUUUUGGUCAGACACUUCAUCACAACGUUUUCAAUUGUGCCUAGAAAUGAAUUCCAGAACUGGCGAAAUUAUUUGGAGGGGGUGUCCCUUGUUCAGUUUGGUUUGGUUGUUUGUUUUUUUUUUAAACAUUUCAUAGGGAAACUUUUUGGUUUCCUUUAUUAGUUUAGGUCCAAGAAGCAUUUUUUUACUGGUUUUCAAAGCUGCUAACCUAUUUUAUUGCAGGAUAUGAUGUUGAAAAUAGAGCAUUAUGUUAUGGUCUCAGAGGUGGUGUUCUGGUGCUAGGGUUAAAGAUGUAUAUGUAUAUAAUUUCCCUUUUUUUAUCUGAAACUACAGUUGAAUGUUGUUCAGUAUGGCACAUAUAACAAAAUUAACUUUGAAUUUGACUUUUUUUUUUUAAAGGAUAAAAAUGGAUGCAGCUCAUAGUGUUGUGACUCAACACUAAUUUUUUUCCUCGCUACUUUAAAGUCUUCUCUAAAAAGAGUAUUAAAAACAGUUGAAAACUGUAGGGGUUUUUUAAUUAAAAUUCAGAGUACUUAGAGGUUCUUUAGGGCAGUGUUCUUAACAGGUAUGACAGUUACUGUCCUACCUCCUAAUAUGAAAUUUUCCAUAUAGACGUAAAAUUGCACCUUUUAAUCGAUUCUUUUAAAAAAAGAUCUAUACCAUGCUAUAAACAUGCAUUUUCAAUCUGUAAGAAAGUAUAUAUGCAGUAUUUAACCAGAAAAACCUGCUGCCACUAGAGUUUGGAGGUGGAUCUUGAGUUUACAGUGUAUACAUUUAAAAUAUGCAUCCCUUUAAAAAUGCUUUGUGUUAGCAUGCUGCAAAUCCAAUGGCGCUUAUAUAACGAGCUGGUCUAGGGCUAUUUAAUGAAAAACCUGGUCAUAAAUGUUAUGCAUAUAAUGUGUAUUUUUUACUUUUUUUAGUUGCUUCAUGUUUGCACACAGCUGUUCACAUGAGAAAUUGUAACUUCAUGCUAUAUUGUGGCUUUGUGUUCCAGAUAAUGUUCAUAUUUUGUUUUUGCACCAGAUGAGAAUCAGUUCCUUGAGAAUAAAUUUUUUUUAUAUUUCUAAACUUCAGAAAGUUAAAAUUUGGGAAAUCUCUUAGACAAAUAAGUGUUUUAUGUGGCUGUAAAAAAUGAUGUACACGCUGUAAAAUAAGAUUGUCACUGUUCUGUGGGAUUAUUAUUUCUAAUUGUGUUACUCAUCGUAACGGGCAUACAAUAAAACGCAUCUCUUGCACUCCAGAUUUUUUGGAGUUUCCUUUUCAUUUAUGGUGUUUAGGAAAGUCCCAAUAAUCUGUAAAUUUGCCUGAUAUUUUUAAUUGCAUUAUUCACUAAUUAACAUGUAAUCACUUUUCAAGUAAACAGGUUACUGCAGGUCUGUUUGGCAGACCAUUGAGAACAUUGGGUUUGAUUUAACCCUUUAGACUCACAGGUAAUGUAUUUGUGUUUGUUUGCUUAUUUCUAAAAUAAUUAUCAAAUCUGACACUGACAUUCCUUUGAAUUUUUUUUCCUUUAAGAGAACAAAAAAAUUUCUCGCAUAUUUUGGGAAAAAACAGGUAGGUUUUUGUCUUUUUACCUGUGUAAUAACAGCUUGCAGAAUGAAAUGCUAAAAACGCUGCUAUUCUAAAUUCCCUCUCUUUUUAGAAUACUUGAAUUGCAACAUCAGUAACAGAUUAAAAAGCUGAAGAAGAACAUGUGCUAUUAAAUGAACCCUUCAUGGAGGAUUUCCAACGGGCUUUGAGCCUCUGAACUUGUAGGUUUUGCAUAAGGAGCAGAAAUAAGGAAGACAGGAAUUAAUUCAUAUGGGGUUUGUUGCUGCUUUUCCUUGCAUGCCCAGCAGUCAGAAGGGGAAAGAAUCUUAGUGAUUUAAGGCUGUGGAUUUCUGACAAUGCCAGUGUUUUGUUCCUGAAUGUUAUGUUGAAUACGUGGACUGAAGGAGUUUCUUCACCCGAAGAUGAUCCCUGACUCUGCCCAUGGCUGUGCUCAUUUUCCACCCUACAGACAGACCAAAUAAUCAGGUUUCAACUGCCCAUAAUUAAAGGCAAUAAAUUAGGGAGAAAAUGAGGAAGAGCUGCAGCAGAACUCUGGAGGUAAA